AAGAAACAGAAAGAAAAUGCAUAUAUCGAGUUGCAUAAAGUUAAUUUUCUGCAUCACUUCGUACUUUGCAGUAAAAAGUGCUACUCAAAACAUUUACCGUUUCAGUGAUUCGCAGACUUUAAAUAACAUAAAGGUGGCUUGGAUAAGCUUUGUAAAGUAUACAGAACGGUAUUUUAAUGGAACCUCAUUUUUUAAGCAAAUGGUGGCAAGUGUUGGAGUUUGUCAGAGAUUGUGCAUUAUCAAUGAAACUUGCAAAGCUUUUAAUUUGCUACCAAUCGGCAAAGACCUGCAAUGUCAAUUAUUCAACAAGUCAUUGUACGGCAGUUCAUGCAGCUUGGAAAGGCAUAUGACUUCAAUCUAUUACACGAUAUCUAACCCUUGUACCAGCAUUUAUAACUUGUGUUCAGACCACCAAGAAUGUAUUCCUGACGAGGACAUGACAAGUUACAGCUGUAAAAACAAAACUGGUCUGCAACUGCCACACUUUUGUCCAACAAACAUAAACAGUUCUUGGUUUGUUCAUCAGGCGGCAAUUCCAACUCCAUUUUGUCACGUAUGUGACGCAAACAAGCUCCCUGGCUCGUUUGUGAUUUUACAUAUGAUUAGAGGAGAAAAUUUUCAGCGAAACUGGCAAGAUUACAAACAUGGAUUUGGUGGCAACUCCUUUUACGUUGGACAUGAAUUAGUUUAUAAACUUACUGCAAAAUAUCCUUGUGAGUUACAUGUAAAAAUGUCAGGUCCGGAAGGUGAUUAUGAGUUUUUCUAUAAAAGUUUUUCGAUUGGCAAUGAAGGCGAAAAUUACAAAUUAAAAAUCGAAGGAUUUAAUCUAGUUUCAGGAGAGGGUUUAACUGACGAAUUCUCGAAAAGUGACGGGAAAACAUUUAGCACAUACGACUAUGGUGGUUCAAAGUCGAAAGCUCAAGAUCAUGGUGCAGCACUUUGGUAUCACUUUCAGCUUCAAUGUAACCCUUUUUCUGGGUAUUGGUUCCCUAUAACUGGUACAGAGAAGUCCAGAUACUUUACCAACGUAGUAUUCAAGUUAAAAAAGAAGGUUUAAACUGCCCACUUCGAAAUGUCACUAAUUACAUUCCAGGAGAUUAAGGUCCACCAAACUCUUUCACCUGCAACAAGCGCAAAUCUACCUAUUCAAGGAGCUACUUCACUUCGUUAUUUUAAAAGAAUCAAUUUUUCUUACAUUAAAACUAAAUGAAAAUUUAAGAAUUUAACUAAAGUAGUGAUAGUUUUCCACUUUACAUCAUUAGUAAGAUUUUAUACAAUCUAAUUUAGCGUUAGUUACAAUAGAAGAAUUUCAUAGCACAGUCUUCGAUUUCAGAGUCUAACGUUUUCUUAAUGUCAUUUUCGUUUUCCGACAAAAUCAAUUAAUUUCACGUAUUGGUAAAUUAUAUUUAAGGUCCUUAUUGUUAUUGUUCUAACACCAAGGGGUGGCAACUGACAACUAUGACAGUUGUACUGGGUGGCAAAAUAGACCAAACACACCAUGAAGUAAAUUAUUAUAGUUUUUAAGAAACUGGUGUUUAAAAAAAAGGUUAAGUUUUUGGUUUUUAUGAAUUUUUUGUACUUGAAUAUGUAAAAUGUAUUUGCAUGUAUGUUUGUAUGAUAUGAAUUUAUUGCACUGUAGUAA
This is a messenger RNA of Hydractinia symbiolongicarpus, 1642 nucleotides long. RefSeq lists its product as uncharacterized. Lineage: Eukaryota; Metazoa; Cnidaria; Hydrozoa; Anthoathecata; Hydractiniidae. The coding region runs from base 17 to 1057 and encodes 346 amino acids. The transcript is spliced from 4 exons. The record is from RefSeq and is a predicted model, not a curated record.